AUGACAUGUACUACCAGUCCUUUACUAUAAGCUAUAUAAGGAAGAGAAUAGAUGGGUAGUUAAAGUUAUGCACACUGUAAAACCAGUUAUUUAUGCAUGUUAUUCGAAUAAGUCAUCUAGUCUAAUUAUCUUAUAUAUGCUAAACUUGGCCCCUUGCACUGCCAUUUGCAUGUGCAUCUGCAUGUGCUACCAUCUGACUUUUCUAUAAUGAAGACAAAUCUGACGGACUCAUUUAUUCCAAAUGCAGAAGGUCCAUAUGUACCCAGGGAAAUCUGGUUUUAAUAUGUUGUCUAGUUAAAUUUGAUUGGAGAUGACAUUUAAUCAAUCUGUAUCUGAUUCACUAUUAGAUAAGUGACGGUACAGAAAUUACAAGUGUGGGAAGUAAACUUCAUUCACUAUUCCUUGCAAGGAUCAUUGGUGUAGAAAAUUCCCUUUGACUGUUUGCCGUGAUUGCUGGAGUCUUUGCAGUUCUAGUGACUGAAUGUUCCAUAAGAUCUCAGAGGAAUGUAUCCAGAAAAUUGUCCCCUUCCCCUCCCCCAAUUAAUGAAUGAAAUUGCAUGAUUUAAACGGACUGUUAAGUUAGUUUCUCUCCUGAUAUUUGUUUGCUCAAAUUGCACCUUCUCUUGAAACUAAUAAAAAUUUUCUGGUAUAAUGACGUAUAAUGGUCUUGAGAGCUGCAUUAUCAACAAUCAGUCUUAUGAGAAUGAAAGCAGAACAAGCAGAGGAGAUGGAUGUGCAUCUGAUUCCUUGGAUGAUGAUUUCUCCAGCUGUUCUUCUAGCAAAGAUGCUUUUGGAUCAUUUUCUUCCAAGUGGAUGAAGAGAGAUGAACAGGGUUCAGAUGAAUGGGAGCUCUCUGAAAGCCCCAAGCAUUUUUAUGUCAAAGAGAAGCCUGCUUAUUCCUUUGAAUCUUCAGACGUUGAGACAAUGAAAGAAAAUUUUGCUAAGCUUCUACUGGGGGAAGAUAUUACCGGUGGACGGAAGGGUGUCUCCACAGCUUUAGCUUUGUCAAAUGCCAUCACAAAUCUUGCAGCAUCAAUUUUUGGGGAGUUGUGGAAAUUGGAGCCACUAGCUGAAGAAAGGAAAAAUAAAUGGCGAAGAGAAAUGGACUGGUUACUCUCUCCUACCAACUAUAUGGUGGAGUUAGUGCCUGCUAAGCAAAAUGGUGCAAAUGGCAGGACUAUGGAGAUAAUGACACCAAAAGCCCGUGCGGACAUUCACAUGAAUCUCCCAGCACUUCAGAAGUUGGACUCUAUGCUUAUUGAAACUCUGGAGUCAAUGGUGAAUGCUCAGUUUUAUUAUGCAGAAGUUGGAAGCCGGGCAGAAGGAAGAAACAAGAGUGCUAGGGAGAGCAAGAGGUGGUGGCUUCCAUUGCCACAAGUACCAAAAACUGGGCUCUCAGAUACCGAAAGGCAGAAGUUGCAAUGUAAAGGCAAGGUGGUAUAUCAAGUAUUCAAGGCUGCAGCAUCGAUUAAUGAAAAUGUUUUGCUUGAAAUACCUCUUCCAUCCAUUAUUAGGGAUGCUCUUCCCAAGUCUGGGAAGGCAAGCCUUGGUGACGACCUGUACAAGGUUUUGACUCUGGAGUCCAGCUCGGUUGAUGAAAUGUUCAUUUCGCUAAAUUUAAAGUCUGAAAACAAUGCUCUCGAGGUCAUUAAUAGGUUGGAAGCUGCUGUAUUUGCAUGGAAAGGGCGACUUACAGAACAAGCUAGUGGUAAAUCGCCAGUGCGAAAAUCAUGGUCCUUUAUUAAUCCUACAUCUGAAAUGGAUAAGAUGGAGCUACUAGUGGACCGUGCUGAAGCACUUUUACGUCAGAUAAAGAGUGCAUACCCAAACCUUCCUCAAACAUUUCUUGAUGCUUCAAAAAUUCAAUAUGGCAAGGAUGUUGGACAUUCCAUUCUGGAAGCAUAUUCACGAGUCCUAAAGAACUUGGCUUUCAGCAUAAUGUGCAGGAUGGGAGAAAUUCUACAGGAAGAUAGUUUGUGUAACCCAAAUUCAGGGGUGGCAACAUGGUGCUUUCCUGGAAUAAAUGUGGGAAAUCCAAGGCACUCUCACUCACUCAGUGAUGUUAUGAACAAAGUAGAGGGGAAGUACUGCGAAUCCGACACGGACGUGGAGUUGUACAGUGAUGCAAGUAUAAAUGCAACACCAAGUACAAGUAGGAGCCGUCGAGUUUGGUGUAUUGGGAAAGAGGCAUGUUAUAGUAUAGGAGUGUCUCCUUGAUAAUAAAAAAAAAUAAACAAGAUGAUGGAAGUUUGAUUUUCAACACUGCUUUUGUAUAUCAUUAUUAAGCUUAAUUAAUUAAUAAUAUCCAUAAAAGAAUCAUAUACUUGAUAGUA
Messenger RNA from Gossypium arboreum, 2333 nucleotides. Its product is annotated as rop guanine nucleotide exchange factor 14. The transcript has 7 exons. The record is from RefSeq and is a predicted model, not a curated record. The coding region runs from base 652 to 2217 and encodes 521 amino acids. Gene Ontology annotation, molecular function: guanyl-nucleotide exchange factor activity. Lineage: Eukaryota; Viridiplantae; Streptophyta; Magnoliopsida; Malvales; Malvaceae.